AAGAGAACAUUCACUCACUUUUACCUCCCUGCCCUCUACCAGGCAGGGUGCACCAGGGGUGAAACUCCCCUACGAACCUCUCAACAACACCGCCAUAUCCUGGCCAUGUGAUCUGAGGUGAGCUUUGAAGCAGAAGCUAAAGGUGCAUCUUCCAGUGAGUGGAAAGGGAGGCAGGGGGUGUCCCUGGGUGGCUGAGCAUCAUCACAUCAUGGCAAUACUUGGACAACAUGCCAUGGUCAUGACUCUUCUGAUCCUAUACGUGAGUCAUUACUUGAAUACCUGGCUGAACCCAAUCGAUAUGCCAACAAAGGCUGCAAAGGAUGAGCAUCAGGUGAAAUCCAACAGACCCAUCAUCCCACUCCCCAUACGAGAUGGUUGUCCCCAGGCCUCGAAUUGGUGGAUGCUGCCCCAGCAAACAGAGGAGAUUGCGGAGAGCUACUGGUGGGGACCCGUCUUACAAGUGCUUAGGAUCGACAAGAUCAAGGGGUGGACGACGCAAGAGAAAGGGCUGCUCGCCAGUGUCUGGGACUACGUCAAGAACUUGUUCAGAGGCGAGCAACCAGCAAACGUCCCAAAGCCAGCGGGUAGAAAAAGGACCCGGAUCAAAGCCCCAUCAACGACAAACUGGGGACCCGGGUGUCUUUUGUUUACCAUAGGCCUACUUUUCAUGGGUUUGAUUCGGAAGUUCAGACGAAGCCAGGCAGCCAGUGAAGCCACAGCCUUGGAGAUUCUCAACGAGCAGCUGGAUUCCCAGUGCCAGUACCUGGAGAGGAUGCUGGACUUGCUGCAACAGAUUCAAACACGUGUGUCCCAGAUGGAGGAAUGUGUGAACGCUGACCGCCAGCUCAGACACACGCGGGGCAAGAGAACGCAGAAGAGCGUGCCGAUGACCUUCUCAGACUCAUCGGCAUCCUCUGAUUGAGACUGGCAUUGCAGGCUACACUACGCAGUGGAUUAGUCAGUGACUCUUCUCUUUGUCCUGCGCAGGGCUCUAAUUUAACACCGGUCAACCGGCCAAAUGCUGGUGAAAUUUCUAUUUGACUGGAAGAAAAAUGUCAACUUACUAGCCACUUUGAGCCAUUGGUGAGUGUGAAUUUGGCUAGGAAGAUUAACAUCUACUAACCAUUUGGCUGAUGAUGAAAAAAAAUAAUUUAGGGCCAUGGUCCCAUGACACAACACAACAACUUGGCUUUUGGGGCAGUAAUGUCCAUAAUCUUCUGUCUUUUAGUAGAGUGUCACAUUCCUUUCAUACCCACUAAUUGACAGAAAUUACAGAUAGUGUCCCAAUACCUGGAACCCUGGUGUAAUGAUAACAGCAAUAAACUUUCCUUGGUGGUCAAAAA
This is a messenger RNA of Engraulis encrasicolus (European anchovy), 1343 nucleotides long. RefSeq lists its product as uncharacterized. The transcript has 2 exons. The record is from RefSeq and is a predicted model, not a curated record. NCBI's taxonomy places the organism in Eukaryota, Metazoa, Chordata, Actinopteri, Clupeiformes, Engraulidae. The coding region runs from base 209 to 922 and encodes 237 amino acids.